AUGGGUGGUCCACAAGCAAAAGCAUACAUGGGAUGGUGGGGUCAUUUAGGUAGCCCAAAGCAAAAGGGUAUUACCUCUUAUGCUAUAUCGCCGUAUGCCCAAAAACCACUGGCACAUUCUUUUAAGAAUGCCUACUCUAAUUCAUUUAGAAGAUUCAAAUCCCAAUUCUUAUUUGUUCUUAUACCUGCUGGUAUCUACUAUUAUUGGUGGAAGAAUGGUGAAGCUUACAACGCUUAUCUUUACUCUAAAGCUGGUAGAGAAGAAUUAGAAAGAGUUAAUAACUAA
Arxiozyma heterogenica is the source of this 285-nucleotide messenger RNA. It is a transcript of the gene QCR8, whose product is annotated as ubiquinol--cytochrome-c reductase subunit 8. Lineage: Eukaryota; Fungi; Ascomycota; Saccharomycetes; Saccharomycetales; Saccharomycetaceae. The coding region runs from base 1 to 285 and encodes 94 amino acids. The record is from RefSeq and is a predicted model, not a curated record. Gene Ontology annotation, biological process: mitochondrial electron transport, ubiquinol to cytochrome c. The transcript has a single exon.